GCAGCAAGAAAGAAGGAAAAGAUCUCUGAAGGUGGUGUCAUUUGCUGAUGUGGCUGUGGACUUCAGCUGGGAGGAAUGGCAGGACCUAGACAUUGCUCAGAGGACCCUGUACAGAGAUGUUAUGUUGGAGACCUACAGCAACCUGGUAUCCUUGGGGUACCGUGUUCCUAAACCUAAAUUAAUUGUCAAGCUGGAACGAGAACCAUGGAUAGGAGAGGCCUCAGACAAGAAUUUCACAGAUGUCCAAGAAAUGGAGGAUGUGAUUAAGACCUGCCAGGAAAGUCCAGAUGAAUGUCUGUAUGAAGUAGCAGUCACAAAUAGUAACACAGUCGAGGAAAGAAUGAAAUUAUUGACAACUUUUAAUUUGAGCUCAAAACAUAAGCCAGAACUAAUUAGAAAUAAUGGGAAUUCCUUAGGGAUGAGGACUGAGGAGCUCAUUGAGUAUGGGAACAUGCUUCUCUCUAGUAAGCCUAAUGAAAUCCAUGCUGCGUGUAGGCCUGGUGUGUCUCCUCUAGUUUUAAAAUCCUUCAAAUAUUCGGGGCAUUUUAGUCAAAAUUACAAGUAUCCAAAUGAGCUGCAGUAUUUUGGAUAUGGUGGAGAAGGGGAGGUAUUAAAUUCUAAGAACAUAUUUUGUAGACAAAAUCAGGUUUGUUUGGGAGAACCCUCCUAUAACCCUAAUGAAUACAGAGAAUAUAGAGAAGACAGGGCUAAGUCAGCUCUCCUUGACGGAGAAAUACUUCUAGGAGAAAGGAAAACACCUGAAGGUACUAUAUGUGCAAAUACAUUCCACUUAAGACCUAUAGUCACUACACAUCAGAAAAUGUACACAGGAGAGUAUUCUCAUACAGGUAGUGAAUGUGAGAUAUCUUUUGGUAAGGAAAUACACCUUAAAAAACCUAAGAGCAAAUGUCUGGAGAAGUCUGAUAAAUAUAUACAAUGUGCAAAAUCUCUCUCUCAGAAGUCAGACCUGACUUUCCAACUUCAAACUCCCACAGAAGAGAAACCCUAUCAAUAUGAGGAGUGUAGAAAAUUUUCCACUGUGAUGCAAGCUCUUGGCAGGCAUCAGAGGACUCACAUGGGAGAGAAAUGUUAUGAGUGCAAUCAAUGUGGGAAGUCUUUCAGACUGAGGUCAUUUGUCACUUUACAUCAGAGAAUGCACACAGUAGAAAAAUCUUACGAAUGUGACAAAUGUGGAAAGUCUUUCAGUCAGAAUUCAUACCUCAUUUUGCAUCAGGGAACACACACAGGAGAGAAACCGUAUGAAUGUAAAAAUUCUGGAGACUCUUUAUACUGCAAGGCACAACUUGCCAUACAUCAGAGAACACACACAGGAGAGAAACCUUAUAACAGGCUUGGAAAGUCUUUCACCAAGAAGACAGAUCGUCAGAAAAGACACACAGGAGAGAAAUGUUAUGAAUGUAACAUAUGUGAAAAGUCUUUCAGACAUAAGUCAUGCCUCGCUCUGCAUCAGAUAAAACACACAGUAGAGAAACCUUACGAAUGUGACAAAUGCGGAAAGUCUUUCAAAUAUAAGUCAUCCCUCUCUUUGCAUAACAGAACACACACUGGAGAGAAACUUUAUGAAUGUAACUGGUGUGGAAAGUCUUUCACCAAGAAUACAAAUCUCAUUGUGCAUCAGAGAACACACACAGGAGAGAAACCUUAUGAGUGUAACAGAUGUGGAGUGUCUUUCACCCAGAAGUCACACCUUACUCUUCAUCAGAGACUGCACACAGGAGAGAAACCUUAUAAGUGUAACAAAUGUGGAAAGUCUUUCACCCGGAAAGAAUUCCUUCAGCUUCAUCAGAGAACACACACAGGAGAGAAACCUUAUGAAUGUAACAAAUGUGGAAGGUUAUUCAGACAGAAGUCAGAACUUCCUUUGCACCAGAGAACACACACAGGAGAAAAACCGUAUAAAUGCAACAUAUGUGAGAAGCUUUUCAGAUAUAAGGUAUCGCUCACUGUGCAUCAGAGAAUACACACAGGAGAGAAACCUUACGAAUGCAACAAAUGUGGAAAGGCCUUCACGCAGAGAUCAUACCUCGGCAGGCAUAACAGGAUUCACACAGGUGAAAAACCUUAUGAAUGUGACAAAUGUGGGAAGUUCUUCACCCAGAGUUCACAACUCAGCUCACAUAAGAGAAUUCACGCACGUGAGAAAUUUUAGGAACAUAAAUGUGGAAGAACCCACAUGGAAGAACCCACACAGAAUGGAAGCAUGAAUGUAGCAAACAUGCAGUCUUACCCAGAAAUCACAGCUCAUACUUCAUCCUUGAACACCCGUAGGAGAGAAAUGUGGAAAGUUUUGCAAGAAAUCAUACUUGGGUUUGCAUUGAAAAGCAUAUACCUGACAGACACCAUAUGAAUGUAACAAAUGUGGUAAGUCCUUCACCAAGAAAGCAUGGCUGAGUGUUUAUAGCCCCCACACAGGAGAGAAACCUUAAUGAAUAUAGCAAACAUAGAAGAUCUUUCACCUGGAAGGCAUACUUCAGUAUUCAAAGAACUGACACACAUGGAAAAGAAAACUAGUGUAACCUAUGUGCAAUGACUUUUAAUUAGAAGCUCAUUCUCAGUCCACUUACACAAGAGAAACUGAGUGUAAUGUAGAAAAACAUAUAGCCUGAAGUUACGUUUCUACCAGCAUCAGAGACCAAGACACGGAACAGAAUCUCUUAAUGUGUAUAUCAGCAAGCAUUAGAGGACUCACCCAGGAAAAAAACCAAUAGGAAAGUCUUUGUCAGAAACCUCUAUAAAUUAUAGAGAAAUUCUUCAUGACAGAGGUAAACUAGGUAUAAUGGGAAACCAUUCUUUACUCUUGGACACUCACUGACCCAACGUUUCUCUUGUGUUGAGUGGGAAUGAUGUACCUGAGUAUUAUCCAAAGGAUUUGGACAUAAGUGGUGGGCAUUAAUUACUUUUGUGCUUGACAAGUAAUGAAGAGAGUUGUCUUUUAUACUAAGGAAUCGUUUCUCAAAGAAAUUUGAUAAACUAAUCAACAGUAAGAGCUCCAGCCAAUCAUGGGUGACUCAAGCCUGUCUUCCUAGCUACUCA
This is a messenger RNA of Perognathus longimembris pacificus (Pacific pocket mouse), 3054 nucleotides long. Its product is annotated as zinc finger protein 260-like. The transcript is spliced from 4 exons. Gene Ontology annotation, molecular function: DNA-binding transcription factor activity, RNA polymerase II-specific; RNA polymerase II transcription regulatory region sequence-specific DNA binding. Lineage: Eukaryota; Metazoa; Chordata; Mammalia; Rodentia; Heteromyidae. Gene Ontology annotation, biological process: regulation of transcription by RNA polymerase II. Gene Ontology annotation, cellular component: nucleus. The coding region runs from base 122 to 2170 and encodes 682 amino acids. The record is from RefSeq and is a predicted model, not a curated record.